Bipolaris sorokiniana ND90Pr is the source of this 153-nucleotide messenger RNA. RefSeq lists its product as uncharacterized. The annotation marks the transcript as partial. The transcript has a single exon. Lineage: Eukaryota; Fungi; Ascomycota; Dothideomycetes; Pleosporales; Pleosporaceae. The record is from RefSeq and is a predicted model, not a curated record.
UGGAAUGUUAAUAAGUUCUGUGUUGGAUUUGAGAUGGUGUACAGCCUGAACGACCACCAUUUCGUCACGUGGGAACAUACUCGUGUCAUGCUAAUGUUUCUGCGGUGUCUCCAGUUUUCCUACUCUUCCGGCCUUAUCCAGCGGGCCGGCGGC